AUGAUCUCUCCUAGAAAGAGAGAGUUCUCACCACUGGGUGAGGAGGCAAACAUGCGCACACGUAAGGGUGCGGCUGCCACACAAACAGCCUUAAGGGCUGGGUCAGACACGCCAAAAGAAGUCCCUGAGCCCCACUAUCCUCAGGGAACCUCUCACUUGGUGCAAGACACUGACAAAAACAGCAGUAACUCCUGCUGGCACAGGGGGCCGUUUGUGGCCCCAAGCAAUGUGGAAAAAUUGUCCACAUCGUCUCGUGUCACCCGCAUGACAUCCAGCUUGCAACAUUGCAGCAAGCCGGUCCACUCCCAAGUCUAUUUGACUGGGAGUUACUCAAAACCAUCAAACGAUCACUCCCACUGGCACAGGGAGCUGUUUCUGAUCGCAAAAAAUGUGGAAAAAUCUUUCACAUGUCCAGCAUCGUCUCGCAUUAAACGCGAGACGUCCAGAUUGCAAUAUAGCAGCAAUCACUCCCCAGUCGAUGCGACUGGAAGUUGUCAUAAACAACCAAAUGACCACUCCUGCUGGUGCAGGGAGCCGUUUGGAGUUCCAAAAAAUGUGGAAAAACCGUCCACAUCUACGGAAUCGUCUCGCGUCAGCCACGAGACGUCCAGCUUGCGAUAUAGCAGCAAGCCGGUUCACUCCCCAGUCUAUGCGAUGGGUAGUUGUGCAAAUCGAUCAAACGACAACUCCUACCAGCACAGGGAGCCAUUUGUGAUCGCAAAAAAUGUGAAAAAAACUUCCACAUUGUCUACAUCGUCUCACAUUAACUGUGAGACGUCCAGCCCGCAAAAUCGCAGCAUGCUGGUUCACUCCCCAGUCUAUGUGACCGGGAACCACGCAAAACAAUCGAACAAUAACUCCUGCUUGCACAGGGAGCCAUCUUUGAUUGCAAAAAAUGUGGAAAAAACCUCCACAUCGUCGUUACCGUCUUGCAACUAUAGUGAGACAUUCAGCUCGCCGCCUAGGCGUGAGCCGGAUCAAACCCCAGUCUAUAAGACUGGGAAUCAUCAAAAACCCUCAUGGGACGACCCCCACACAAGCGGGGAGCCAGUCCUGAGUGGAGGAAAUGUGGAAAAAACUUCCACACCACCGACACCAUCUCACAACCACUGUGAGACACUCAGUGCUCUGUCUGAGAAUGAGUGCACACACUCCAACAUGGAUAUAAAGGCCAUGUCAUCCAGAUCGACACAAACUCACAGGUCGAGCUCACUUCCGGACUGUCCUCAGAUGGCCUCGGACCCAGCGUGGACACAGCAAAGGGACCAGGUGCAGGAGGAUGGGGAAGCUCCCCGAAGUCGAUUGUCCAAGAAACUUCUGGACUUUUUCCAGGCUAAAGGCCCGAGAAAUAAUAGGAGAAAAGGUCAAGGGCAGAUGCUCAGAGAGCACAGAGGCUCAGGGGAAGCCACUGCUGCCAAGGCCAAACCCGAAACUUUUGCCAAAAAAGCGAAGUCACCAACUUUGGAUGAGGUCACCGAAGUCUGUAGGAGUGCAAUGUGGCAGAAGAAGGAGCCUAGUAAGGAGAACCCACAAAUGAGUGGGCAACCAUCAACACCAGGCCCCAUCUUAGGCGAUAAAUGGCCCUCCUCGGUCACUUCACCCAGGCAAAGGACAAGUGGAAGUAACCUUCCGAAAAACCCCUCCAGUAAUGCUGGAGAGAACCAAACAAACCCUCGUGAAAACUUCACAAGGAAAACUCCCAGCAAAACAUUGCUGGAGGAUAAUGGGCACCUCGAAAGAUGGUACCACAAGGCCACACGGAUGGCCGAACUUCUAACUUUCACCCCACACAUAGACAGGGUGAAGUGGGACUGGUCAAAUAACGGUCCUACUCAACUCCCUGACACGAAGUGGUCAGGCGAAAACGAUACAGAAAUUUUCUGGCAGUGGUACACCACACUGCUAGGAUUCCUCACAUCACGAGGAUAUAGAGGCGCACACUAUGAUGAAAUCCAUCUGGAUUGUCUCAUUGGUGGACUGGCAGAGCCUGCACUCUCACACGGACUAAAAUUCCGUGAAGAGGCCCUCCUUAGAGAUAAAGGGGGGAAAUUUCUUGAAGCCCUCGAUACGCUAAUGAGGACAUAUAUCAAGGAGCCCGCCACAUUGAAGGUGACGGAAAAAUACUGCAAUGUAAAGUACAAUGCAGGAAAAGGACCCAGACAGUCCUACCCAGAACCAUCGCUUAAUGCUCGGUUUCUGGAAAACAUCCUCCCUGAAUGCAAGGAGGAAAUAAUCAGAAUGGGAUUCUCCUCUUUUGAGGAGAUGUUCAGAAAAACAUCUCGCAUGGACAAGAUGAAAAACAGGCUGAGGAUAGCUCCAGCCUACAGGCCAGAAUGCUAUGCCAGACCUGAAACCACCACGACCACAAAUCGUGAAAAGCCCAACCAGGCGGGAAAGGAGAAACACGCAGAGGCAAGAGCCAAUUCAGGGAACACCAACCAAAGGCUGGUACAAGUACGCAAUAAUCGUGGAAUACCAGAGCAGGCAAAGAGCCACCCUGAGCACCAGUUAGUAGGAGACAGAAACCCAAGGCACAGGAUCGCCAGGGAAGUCGACUACAAAACAGAAGGUGAAGUUGGAGACGACUCCGAUGAAGAAGAACCGGAGAAUAUCUCUGGUGAUUUCGAAGUGGAGGACACCUCCAAUGACUUUGAACCAGAGGACCCAAACAAGGGACCUCACUACUCACCCAGAAGAAAGGGCGAGGACAUCAGUGUUGGGACCACAAUAAUGGCCCCAAGAUCUGACAUCAUUGAAAACAAUGACGAAAAAAAUACACUAAAACUGGCGAUAAGCCAGACCAAAAAAAGAACUACCAACUCUUUGGUGACGACACUAAAGAGGGAUUCCCCUGAGGAAAGUCACUCAGAAGACAACACCCCCAAGGAAAAAACCUCGGAGGGAGACCCACUGAAGGAGGACCCUUCGGAAGAAACCACCCCGGAGCCUCCAGAAGAAGAUGAGCUCUGGGUGGAGUUUAUACUCGGCUGGCUAGCAGCCACAAUCCGCCCUCUCCCCAGUAGAAAUACUGGGCUGCAUCAUGCACGAUUGGCUGACAAGGCCAAUCAGCCCUCCUUGUACUUGAAGGAGGACCAAGAAUUGGCAGAUAAGAUCAAGUAG
Molecule: messenger RNA, 3120 nt
Organism: Cantharellus anzutake
Lineage: Eukaryota; Fungi; Basidiomycota; Agaricomycetes; Cantharellales; Hydnaceae
Exons: 3
Coding region: 1-3120 (1039 amino acids)
Source: RefSeq, a predicted model, not a curated record